Molecule: messenger RNA, 1474 nt
Organism: Stegodyphus dumicola
Lineage: Eukaryota; Metazoa; Arthropoda; Arachnida; Araneae; Eresidae
Source: RefSeq, a predicted model, not a curated record
UUUUGAACUGUCUGGAAGAUAUAUUUGUAUGAAAUUUGAUAAUAUUUUGUGGAAGAAACAAGGACCUCACCUACCAUGAGCAUGAUGUUUCAAACCUUUGGAGCAAUUACAGUUUUUGUUUUGUUGUUACAUCCUUCACAAAGACAUCUUUGUACAGCCAUUCGAAUUCAAGAAUUUGUAACUUCUAAUUUAUGGAUGCGUCAGAUACCUCCGGAUGACAAAGAUGAAGAAAGUGAGGAUGAUUACGUUGAUGACGACAUGACGUUGGACAGACCAAUAACAGGAGAGUCUGUAAAUAAAUUUGGUGCUAUGAAAAUGUCUGGUUCCACUACUCAAAUGAAUAAGAUAUCUGUAUCUGAAAGGACUGAAUCCACUAUCCAAAACAUGACUGCGCUUGUCACAUCAAAAGCUUCUGUACCCACUGAACGGAAAAAUCCAAAAUUUUUCCCGCGAAUUAUGACAGAUCUAACAGAGCAGACGAAUGCAGCAGCUGCACAAAUUUCUUCUCAGAAAGUAGACAACGAACAGACCACAGAGAACCUAGCUGAAGGAACUACGCAAAUUAUAACUGAAAAUAUUUCGCAAACUACAAUUGAAAGCUCUACGAGGACUGAGACUGAAGAAAUCACUCAGACUGCGUCUGAAGGAAUUACGUCAACUACAGUUAAUAAUGUCUCUGCACGCUCUGUUGUAUUAACUCCAAGAAACUUGCCAGUUAUUAUUCGUGAUGGAUGGAAGGAAAUAAAUGCUACUGUAGAUUGUUCGGAAGGAAACUUAAGCUGUGAAAAGUGUAAAGCGCUAUCUGCUUAUUGCCAUUACAAUUUUAAGAAGAAACAGUGUAUAUAUUCUAAUACUACACAUGCAUCACCUCAUUACGAAUGCAGUGAGAGAUGGUUUCCUGAAAGUGAAAACAGACCGUUCUACGCUACCCUGUCCAUUUUGCUAUUUUUGUCCAUAGCAGUGGCUGUGGUUAUAGCUGCAAUUAUUGGAUAUCGUAAAUUUACUUCUGGUGCUCUACCGAAGGAAGAAGUAAAUAGGAUAAGAAGAAGAUCACUUGGUUUAAUCAGAGCAAAACAGCAGAUGUAGGAAGCAAAAUCUAUUACAAAACAUAAUGAAUAUUCGUGUGCAUGAAGAGGCAUCUGAGACGGAAUGCUUAAUCCAAAACGGAUAAAGAAGAAUAAAUCCGAAGAAAUUAAAAUAGUUUUUUUCCUUAAACGUUUAGCAAAGAACCAAAAUAACUUUUGUCAAGAAGUGAAUUUUAGAUCUUAGAAUGUUUUAAUCCACCAUUCUUUUAUCACUGCAUUCUCUGAAUUUCGUUUAAAUACUUUCUGCAUCUUAUGUUGAUGAAAUAAGAAAAGGCACAUAUAGAACAAUAAAAAUAUGCACUUUAUGUGACAUGAUCUUAUGAAAUGCAUUACAAAAUAGACUUAUUAAACAGGGAAAUAAAACUUCUAUUUAAUGUAGCAUGUGUUUA